This is a messenger RNA of Ilex paraguariensis (yerba mate), 224 nucleotides long. NCBI's taxonomy places the organism in Eukaryota, Viridiplantae, Streptophyta, Magnoliopsida, Aquifoliales, Aquifoliaceae. The record is from the annotation of a GenBank genome assembly.
AUGGAAGAACUUUAUUCGCGCCGGGUAUUGAAUAAAGAUGUUCCACAGGGAAUCAGUAAUGGUGAAAGCAAAACCCUAAAUGGGACCUAUCGAUGGCUCCAAAGGUGUGACCAUAAUGAAUUUAGGGGGACAGAGAUUGCAGUUAGAGCUUUGAUUCUUGGCAGAAAAAUAAAAAGACCCACCAAACCCCACACUUUGAUGUUGCUUCCCACUUACCUCAUGAG